CAGGUCCAGCACACCGUUCCGUUCCCCCAUUCGCCGUUCCGCAUCUGUCCAUCUCUUCCCCCACCCACGCACUCAGUCACCGCCGGCGCCAAGCCGAUCUCCGACCACCGCAGCCAUGACUUCCGGCGCCGCGCUCCUCCUCCGCCCCACCUCCGCCACGACACACCCGCUCCUCCACCAAUCCAGCCCCAAACCAUACUUCCUCCGCCUACACCCGUCUUGCCGCCGCCGCCGCCUGCCCGUCCCGCGCCUGUCCCUCACGCCCACCACCGCCAGCAACAACUCUCCUCCCCCGCCGUCCCCUUCGGCCCCUCCGACCGCCCCCGCGGCCCCGCCUUCCCUGUUCUCCAACUGGUCCCCGCCGCGCGCGAUCUGGCGGGGGCUCUCGGCGCUGCUCCUCGCGGGCCAGGUCUUCCACCGCGUCCUCACGGGCCGCGUCCACCGCCGCAACCUCCUGGCGCAGCUCCGCCGGGUCGGGCCCGGGAGCGCGGGGGUCGCGCUCCUCACCGCCGCCUUCGUGGGCAUGGCCUUCACCAUCCAGUUCGUGCGCGAGUUCACCCGCCUCGGCCUCCACCGGUCCGUCGGCGGCGUCCUCGCCCUCGCCCUCGCGCGCGAGCUCUCGCCGGUCGUCACGGCCGUCGUCGCCGCUGGCCGCGUCGGCUCCGCGUUCGCCGCCGAGCUCGGCACCAUGCAGGUGUCGGAGCAGACCGACACCUUACGCGUCCUCGGCGCCCACCCCGUUGACUACCUCGUGGUCCCUCGCGUGCUCGCCUGCGUGCUUGCGCUCCCGGUCUUGACGCUGAUCAGCUUCGCGCUCGGCCUCGCGUCCUCGGCGUUCCUGGCCGAUUCUGUCUUUGGCGUCAGCGUCAGCAUCAUUUUGGAGUCGGCGCGCAGGGCGCUGCGGCCAUGGGACUUGAUCAGCUCCUUGCUGAAAUCUCAGGUGUUUGGUGCCAUUAUCGCGGUGGUGAGCUGUGCCUGGGGAGUCACAACCCAUGGAGGAGCCAAGGGCGUUGGCGAGUCUACAACAUCUGCCGUGGUUGUUUCCUUGGUUGGAAUCUUCGUUGCAGACUUUGCUCUCUCGUGCCUGUUCUUCCAGGGUGCUGGUGAUUCCCUCAAGUAUGCAAUGGGUUGAGGUGGGUCAUUGCAGAGGAAGUAUUUUGCUUUCUAGGAGAUAGCAUAGUCUUGUACAUUAACAAGAAUGGUGCACUGGAUUCCAAUAGGUGAACAUUGCAACAUCUGCCGCCGUCCAGGUGACAUGUAUCAUUUUUUUUUCCCUUGAUACCUACGAGAAAUCAUUUAGAGUGUUCUACCUUUGUUGUACUAAACUGUUGCUCAAUUAUUUGCCAGCGAUUCAUUAUAACCUUAUUCAUGAAGCUAUUGGUCGAAUUGAA
Sorghum bicolor (sorghum) is the source of this 1391-nucleotide messenger RNA. Its product is annotated as protein TRIGALACTOSYLDIACYLGLYCEROL 1, chloroplastic. Gene Ontology annotation, biological process: phospholipid transport. Bases 116 to 1132 code for a protein of 338 amino acids. NCBI's taxonomy places the organism in Eukaryota, Viridiplantae, Streptophyta, Magnoliopsida, Poales, Poaceae. The transcript has a single exon. Gene Ontology annotation, cellular component: ATP-binding cassette (ABC) transporter complex. The record is from RefSeq and is a predicted model, not a curated record.